Adineta ricciae is the source of this 1182-nucleotide messenger RNA. The record is from the annotation of a GenBank genome assembly. NCBI's taxonomy places the organism in Eukaryota, Metazoa, Rotifera, Eurotatoria, Adinetida, Adinetidae.
AUGGUUGAUUCAGCAACACAAGAUCGUCUAUUUUCAUUUGGUUAUCCACCUACCGAUAUUCGACUUCGACGUGUCGGAAUUGAUUCAUCAUUACCUUAUUCUGUUGCAUUAAAUAAAAGACAUAAUUGUGGUUUACAAUCCAAAGAAUAUGUGGAGAAAAGUAGUUCUAAUGAAAAACUUCAUCAAGGUUUAAAAGAUGCGAUCGAUUUUCAAGAAAAUAUUUGCGAAAAGGAGAAAAAAAAAAAUAAUAAAUUACUUGCAGUUUAUGCGUAUAAUAUAAACUGGCCACGUUGUGUUUGUUAUUUAAGUCAAACGGAUGGUUCGGUAAUCAUUUGCGAACAAGAACGAUGUCGUGUAAUUUUAUUCACAUCUCAAUUAAUGUUUCGUUCAACUUGCGGUGGAACACGAGGAAAUGGUCUUUAUGAAUUUGAUUCACCAUGGACUGUUGCAGAAUUUAUCGAAAAUUCUACAUCAAAUAUUCUUGUUGCUGACACAAAUAAUCGACGUAUUCAAUGUUUUACUAUUGGAUAUCGAGGAAAAUUUAUCUAUAAAUAUACAUUAACAACAAAAGAUAAACCUUUAUAUUUAGCAACAACGAGACAUUGGUUGGCUGUUUCAUGUGAAAAUGGUUUUCUCAAAACAUUUUUCAUUUCGGAAAGAGAGGAAAUUUUGAAUCUUAAUUUAAAUCAAUUAUUUUCAAUUAAAAAAGGAAAAUCGAUUGCAUACUGUGUUUGUAUGGAUCCAAAUGAUCAUUCAAUAUUUGUAAGUAAUCCACUUGGAACAAAAAGUUUAAUUCAUCAAAUUACAAUCGAUGGAAAAUACAUUCGGUCAAUAAAAUUAUUUAAUCAACCAUUUCUUCAUAUUCAUUCGCUGAAUUACGAUCAACAAAAUCGACAAUUUCUUGUAAUUGAUUCGAUCAAUUCAGUUAUUUACUCCAUUAAACCUGAUAUACAAGAAAAUAAUGUUGAAAUACUUUUCAAACCAGCUGAUCAUCUAAAUCAUCCACAAUCAUUAGCAAUUACCAACGAAGGCCAUUUAAUUGUUACCGAAUGUAGUGUUUUAACACAACAUGCUAUAAAAAUAUUUCGAUACUUAUCAUGUUCGUGUCAUUCACGAGCAGCGACACCCAGUGUUAAGACAAGUGACAUUACGAGUGUUAAAUCAAUCCUUUUACAAUAUUAA